UUUGAGGCUUCGAGCUAUUCACGAGCGGCUGUGCUCAAUUAGCACCCCUACUCAGUUACCCGCACUAUCCAAUUUCCCUCAAACCCAAAAAUAAAAUUUGUAAAAGAAAAUCCCCAAAUUUGAGGAACAAAUAAGAAGACCGACAGGAAAUACAAAAUUUAUCCGACCAGAUUGGAAUCUCGACAUUUUUCUGAAUACGUAUUGGAGAAGAUUCGCAAACUCUCGUAGAAAAAAGUUUGCAGCUGAUUGAAGAGAGGAUUUGGGCAGUGUUGUUAUUUUUUUUCAGUUCUGAAUAACGAAUAUGAAAGGAAAUGGGAGCUAUGUGCCACCUCCUUAUAUACCCCUGGGGCAGUCUGAGGAAGAUUAUGAAGCUUUAACUGCAGGGAACAAUGAAGCUUCUGCUUCGAUUUCGAUUAGUGAUGGCACUGUGCAAUGGUCCUCUGGAAUCUGUGCUUGUUGCGACGAUACACCGAGCUGUUGUAUAGGUACCUUUUGCCCUUGCUAUCUCUUUGCUAAGAAUGCCGAGUUUUUGGGUUCUGGAACUCUGGCAGGACCUUGUGUGGUUCAUUGUAUGCUUUGGACCCUAGCCAGCAGUGGUUGUUUCUUGUAUUGUAUACUUUUGGGGUUGCCUGGAUGCCUUCUUUCGUCUUAUUCUUGCAACUAUCGAAGGACUCUUCGAACCAAGUACAAUCUGCCGGAGGCACCCUGUGGAGAUUUUGCAACUCAUUUUUUCUGUCAUCUAUGUGCCUUGUGUCAAGAAUACAGGGAGAUAUGUGAAAGAACUGGUGAUCCCAAUUACAGUGACCCUAAACGACCUGUAAUUACCGCUCCACCUGUCCAGAAAAUGGAACCGCAUCCAGGAGAGUGAUGCUUCCCUGUAUUAUCCUGGCUUGUCGACCAUGCUGUGAUUUCAAGUUACCAUCAUAGAAUCCUAGGCUGUCAAUGUGCUGCUUUGUGAAUUGUCAAGUCUCAUGUCAUGAAUAUCAAUAUCUCUCUGAGAGACCUGGAGGGAUUAUGUAAUCAUCUUUCUCAGACAUUUUGAUCUUUUAUAUACUUGUAAUCAUAGUGGAAAAUGGAGCUAAAAAGUAGAAAGAGGGCUUCGAAUC
This is a messenger RNA of Chenopodium quinoa (quinoa), 1106 nucleotides long. RefSeq names its product cell number regulator 5-like. The transcript has 4 exons. The record is from RefSeq and is a predicted model, not a curated record. NCBI's taxonomy places the organism in Eukaryota, Viridiplantae, Streptophyta, Magnoliopsida, Caryophyllales, Amaranthaceae. The coding region runs from base 302 to 868 and encodes 188 amino acids.